AUGGCAAUUUUAGAGGAAAAAACACACAACAAAGAUGAAAGCCCUUCAAAAGGUGAAGCUUUACCUGCUCAGGGAGACUUCCCAACAUGUAGCAGCACUGAGUCUGAAAUGGUAGACGUCCAAGAAAAGAGCCAAACAGUUGAUGUUUUAGAGGAGGUAAAGGAUGGAACUGGUGUUGGAGAAGAGUCUAAAACAAAGGAGAGCUCCCCCAAAAUAGACGAAGACAAAGAGGACACCCAGUCCCAGAGCGAUGUCCCAACACUUGAAUACAAGACGGAGCAAAAGAAAGACAACACAGCUGCACUGAGCACUCUGACGAGCACAGGUGAAGUGAGGGAGGAGCAGGAGGAGGGUGACCCUGACAACACGACCAAGGAGGAAGAGCUGAGGACAAGGCAGGUGACUGGAAAGGACAAACAUCUCAGCAGAGAGCCUGUAGACAGGAGGACGAAGGAGAGGGAGGACAGGAGGAGCAGGGAAAAGGAGGAGGAUACGAGCCGGAGCAGCGGAAGAGGAGCAACAAGGAGGACCAAGGAGCGAGGUAGAGACGAGGAGGAAAAGGUGAAGGUAGACGCCAAGGAACUGGUGACGGUGGAUGAGGUGGGAGCAGAUGAGGCUGGAGCCGAGGCAGAGCAGGAGGACACACUACCAACCCAGGACGAAGAAUCAACAGACUCUUUAAACCCAGAGACUUUGGUGACUUUAGAUGAAGCAGGUGAUGAUGAUGAGGAGGAGACGACGAAGGCUUCAGAGGAGCUGCAAGCAGAACAAUCCUCCACACGUGUCAAACACAAAUCUGAGGAAACAGAAGAGACUGUGAAUUUUGUGACAGUAGAUGAAGUGGGAGAGGGUGAAGAUGGAAAGGAAGAAGCCACACCCAGGAGAAGAGGCCGAGGCAGGAAGAGGUCCAGACAGGCUCCUGUGAGAAAAUCCACCAGAGGGAAAAGAGUGUGUAAAGAUGUGAAAGAAGAGGAGGAAAAGGGAGGAGCUGACACAGAAGCUCCGCCCCCAGGGUCAUCCGACCCACCCCUGUCAUCAGACAAAGUUGUGUCCACCUGGGUCCAGUCAGACGUCCUGAAGGCAGAUGCUGAAGAACGGAGCAGAGACGACGUCCAUGCAGACUCUGCUGGACAGGAACAGGAGGAGGUGCUGGACAGAGGAGUGGAGGAGGGGCCAGAGGAGGUGGAGACAUGGGGCGGGGCCCACAGGAAAGUGGACAGUAAAAGGAGGAGGGACCAGCUGGGGCCUGGACCUGGACCUGAAGUGAAGCGAUCCCGGUCUCAGUCUCCUUGUGUGUCCUCUGACUUCAAACUGCCUCCAUUCACACCCAACACCCCCCUGGGUGCAGAGUUCGUGGUUCCUAAAUCAGGCUUUUACUGUAACCUCUGCUGCCUUUUCUACCAGAGGGAGAGUACAGCCAAAGAGGAGCACUGUAGCAGCCACAGACACUACAGCAACCUACAGAAAUAUUACCAGAAACUUCAACAGAAACAAUUAGGAGGUUCAACAGGAACAGAAGGCGCCACUGUUUCUGACCUGGACUGAAUCAGACACAGACGGUGAAAGUAAAACAUGAGCUGCUGUUGGAUAAAGCAAAGGCAUCAGACCACGCCCUCCAGAACCUUCUGUUAUGGAAACCUUGGACAUAAAACAGACAUAAUGCAGCGUUUUCACAUGUUUCACUGGAUCCACUGCACAGGUGCCUUGUCCUGCUUUCAUUUGCACAGACUGUCUCUAAAAUGGAAAACACACAGGAGAAGCUGAGGCUGCGGUGGGAAACAGCUUCAACCAUGCAUACUUAUACUAUAGUAUUACACAUCUGCCUUUAGUACUGUCUGUUUAGGCAUAGUACUAAAGGCUCACACAAAUUAGUAUAAUCUAACAACAGCGUAUUAAAAUAAAAACACGUGAAUAAAGUUGUAAUAUUAUGAGAAUAAAGUCGUAGUUUUAAAGUAAACUCAUAAUUUAACAAAAAACAAUGUCGUACUUUUAUGAAAUUAAAGUCAUAAUAAUUUCAAAAUGAAUUUGCAAUAGUACGAUAAAAGUCAUAAUUUAAAUCGUAAGCCUUAAGUUCAGUCAUUUGCUCCAAAUCCAUUCAGUUCUUACAACGAAACAAACCCAAACGUGUGAACUGUCUUCGAAGUCCGUGGACUAAUGCUAAUGUGUUGAUGGUGAGCGGGGCUAAUAGGCUCAGUAUUUGGUGGGCGGGGCUAAUAGGCUCAGUAUUUGGUGGGCGGGGCUAAUAGGCUCAGUAUUUAGCCUUUGUGCGUAAACCC
Sphaeramia orbicularis (orbiculate cardinalfish) is the source of this 2276-nucleotide messenger RNA. RefSeq names its product RNA-binding protein 20-like. Gene Ontology annotation, cellular component: nucleus. Gene Ontology annotation, molecular function: zinc ion binding; nucleic acid binding. The coding region runs from base 1 to 1545 and encodes 514 amino acids. The record is from RefSeq and is a predicted model, not a curated record. The transcript has 8 exons. Lineage: Eukaryota; Metazoa; Chordata; Actinopteri; Kurtiformes; Apogonidae.